Homarus americanus (American lobster) is the source of this 1483-nucleotide messenger RNA. Its product is annotated as immediate early response gene 5 protein-like. The record is from RefSeq and is a predicted model, not a curated record. The transcript has a single exon. NCBI's taxonomy places the organism in Eukaryota, Metazoa, Arthropoda, Malacostraca, Decapoda, Nephropidae. Bases 133 to 846 code for a protein of 237 amino acids.
CCGGGGACACGAGACGCAGCCCAGAUACACUACUGAGAACAGCAUUGAACCAGAGAGCAUUCACAUAAGACUUUUCGUUUCUCUUGGAUUAUAUAUAUAUAUAUAGUUCAGUGGUGUUAGUUGGCAGCAAAUAUGGCUUGUGAUUCACGUGCCGGCUUGGAGGCCCAAAAGCUAAUCAGCAUCUCCCUAGGGAAGAUGGCGGCUUCUCGUGUAGGACGGACUGGUGCAUCUCUGCACAAGUCGUUGUUGGUGGCUUCAGUGUUGCACCGCGCCCGGCAUGUGUUCCUAGAGGAGAGUUACCACGUACACCGCGCUGCUCAUCCCGAGGCCUACACCCAGGCACCCACAGACCCAACAUCAUCACCUGUGGUGACUGUAUACGCACCAUUAAUCCCGCCAGCACCACCAGCGACGCCUUCAACGCCCGCCCUACUCAAUGAGGAUAACAGCGACGGCGAAGACAAGGAGAAUCGUGUGUGUGAGAAACCGCAACAUGCAGGGGAAGGAGGAAGAGUUCCACUUAGUGAUAACAACAGUAGCAACAGUCGUGUGGCAGCCUUGAAGAGACGACGGUGUGUGAGCCAGCAGGAAACUCAGGAGGCUGUGUGGUCUAUUCUGCCAAAGCGGCCCCGGACCACCACCUCCCCAGAGCCACGCUCUUGCCCAACCCCAGACCCCGCCCCGGACCAUCACGACAGUGACACUUGUGGCAACAGUAUGGAGGUGGAGCAUAUAACAUCACUUGUUUCGAUCUUCAGCUUCGGUGGUCAGCGUGUGGACCUGUGCGGGGCCCAAGCGGCCAGGGAGGACCUGGCCCAGUAUCAGCCCGUGGCCCUGGCCGUGUGAGGCGUUUAUCCUCCCACCCCGUGUUACUUGCUGUACCUGACGAGGCGCUGGCCCACGCCUGCUAGUCAAUCUACCCAGGCAAUCUAACCUCCUCCCUCCACGCCCCUCAUGGAUUAUACACGCCCGUAAUGGAAUACUAGCAUCUGUCAAGGACAACUUCGCGCCAGCUGUGGACGUCUACUUGGAGGCAAGACCCGCGCAAACUUAAGAAAUCAACAUUGGCCGUGAAGUUUACAUUUUGGUGGAACCAAAGUUGUGACGUAGUGUGGUGAGAAGAGUCCUUAGGAGGCUGGGUAUUGUUGGUGUGAAGUGCUAGUGACGGGAGGUGAUAAAGGAUGGAGUCCUGAAGAGUGAAGUGUUGGUGAAAUCCAUAAGCGCGGCGAAGUGUUGGAGGGUGUGCUGGUUAAGUGUUGGAGGAGGUGCCAGGGACAAUUUUAUGCGGUUCACCAUGACGGUGGCCGCGUGUGUGUGUGUAAUUGUGCGCACCCACACGCCCAUGUGAUAUUGUACAUAUAGUGUACAAAAUAGAAGAAUUUAUUUAUCGCUGGCUUUUUGCGUCAGUGUAUAUAUAUUAUAUAUAUAUAUAUUUUAUAUACUCAUGUUGAAAACUACAAAAAAAUAAAAGUACUAAAGGUUA